AUGCCACCUGCGCCACAAUCCGCCGAUGCGUUCCUCCAGGACGGCUCGGACGCCUUCCAUGCAUCGCUCGCCGCGCAGCUUGAAGCGUCCAUGGGCAAGGCCAUGCCGCAGAUGGAGAUCCGCUUCCAGGAUCUCGCCAUUUCGGCCGACGUCGCGGUCGCUACCAAGGACGGCCACGAGCUCCCGACCUUGCUCAACCACGCUAAGAAGUCGGUCAUGGGUCUCUUCAGCUCCAAGCGCACGAUCCGCAAGGAGGUGCUGCACCCGAUGUCGGGUGUCUUCAAGCCCAGCACGACGACGCUCCUUCUUGGCCAGCCCGGCUCGGGCAAGUCGUCGCUCAUGAAGAUCCUCUCGGGUCGCUUUCCCAUGCACAAGAACAUCACGGUGGGCGGCAAC
Saprolegnia diclina VS20 is the source of this 396-nucleotide messenger RNA. RefSeq lists its product as hypothetical. The annotation marks the transcript as partial. The transcript has a single exon. Gene Ontology annotation, molecular function: ATP binding; ATP hydrolysis activity. NCBI's taxonomy places the organism in Eukaryota, Oomycota, Saprolegniomycetes, Saprolegniales, Saprolegniaceae. The record is from RefSeq and is a predicted model, not a curated record.